AUGGCAUGCAAUGUCUACCUGACAUUCUUCCACAAAUACGACUCCGAGCAACUACGCCGGCUCGAAUGGAAAUAUGUGCUCUGCUGCUACGGUAUUCCAUUCAUCCCCGCUUUCGCAUACUUCUUCAUCCAGACCCAAGCCCGAGGCAGGAUCUAUGGCUCCGCCAUCCUCUGGUGCUGGAUCUCGGUACAGUGGUCCUUCCUCCGCAUCGCCAUCUUCUACGGACCAGUCUGGCUCAUUAUCUCAGCAACCUUCGCCAUCUACCUACGUGCAGGGUCGGUGAUUUACCAGAAACGGCGCCAGCUUCGGAACCUCGGUGGCAUCGACUCAGAUCUUGUCCCAGAAUCUCCCUUUGCUAUGUUGACUGGCAUCCAAGUCACCAGGGAGAUUGCCUGUUCUACUCCAGAGCGUCGGUCCUUGUCAGAGAGCGCCGCGCGCGGGCUGCCGUGUAGUGCGUUCAGAGCAUACUCGGUCACAAUCGAGGGUGGUAGUACCCCCAGCACGAUGCAAGGUCCCAGUCCUCUUCAUCAGGAGAAUUCUAGCAAGACCGUGCGACCGGAUGGAGCGGACUCACAGCGGAGGUCGACGUCCACAGAAGCCAGUUCGGCUACGUGGGCCUAUACAAAAUACGCUAUGUUGUUCUUCAUUGCCUUGCUUGUCACAUGGCCGCGUAUCCUCGUGGCGCAUAACCCGUUCGGUGACAAAUAUACAAUCCUUCCAUCUUCAGAAAGGCUCACAGAGCUCUAG
Penicillium hordei is the source of this 747-nucleotide messenger RNA. Its product is annotated as putative cAMP receptor-like protein. Gene Ontology annotation, cellular component: plasma membrane. NCBI's taxonomy places the organism in Eukaryota, Fungi, Ascomycota, Eurotiomycetes, Eurotiales, Aspergillaceae. The transcript has 3 exons. The coding region runs from base 1 to 747 and encodes 248 amino acids. The record is from RefSeq and is a predicted model, not a curated record. Gene Ontology annotation, biological process: adenylate cyclase-activating G protein-coupled receptor signaling pathway. Gene Ontology annotation, molecular function: G protein-coupled receptor activity.